AUAUUAUUGUAGACUUAAAGCGUAGAAAUAGUUAGGUUUGUGUCAACACAUAUACUGAGCCACGCAUUGAUUGGUUCAUUGUUUGGCGCAAUUGAUUGCAAGGCAUUCAACAUUUGAGCGAAGAGUGAAUUGAAUGGUAUUGUGUUCGCGAUUGUCACCAAUGGAUCAGCUCUUCGACCCGAUGGACCACAAGAGCGACGGCCGACGUAUGGCUGCGAUGGCGACGAAGACAACGAUCGAAGCGGUGCUCAACUUAUCGCCCAUUCCUAAGACCAGCUCUAAAGACAUGUCAUCCGAAGACAUGUCUCAAGACAUGAGUUGCGAAAGUGUUUUCGAUUGGGAUUCGGAUCUGAGUUUUGACAAAAGCAAAAGCAGUCGGAAGUACUGCUCGAUCGACAAAUGGGUGCACUUCUCGCCCACAAUGAGAUCCACUCCUAAGGCCUCGAAGACUAGACGCUCCCGAAGGACACGACUGACCAACAAAUGCAAUAAACAUGACGUCAGUCUCUGGGAUAAAGCCAUCCAUAAGAAUCCUGAACUCAAGCAAUGGAUCCACAGUUUUAACGAAGACAUGGAAAAAAUCGAGUCAUCGGAACUGUCUGUCAUUCAAAGCCCUAAUUCUGCCAAACAUUAGUCAUUAUAUCAAACAUUUGUUGCAUUCAUUUGAUUUGAUUUCCCAUUUGAUGGCAUUUUAUAAAUAUAUUUGAUUUGAUUGUAAUUUAUUCCAACACUACUUAACUUCAAGAUAUGAUUAUCGGUAUUAAUACCAACUUUUGUAUUUCUAU
This is a messenger RNA of Medioppia subpectinata, 785 nucleotides long. Lineage: Eukaryota; Metazoa; Arthropoda; Arachnida; Sarcoptiformes; Oppiidae. The record is from the annotation of a GenBank genome assembly.